GCCUCUCGAUGGACGGGCUCCAGGCGCGCAACCGCGGACGGGCGAGGCCAGUGGCGAUGCAGCCUGCUCUGCGGGGUUGGCGGGCUCUGCCCCGAGCGGCGUUUUUCCUCUCGCUCCUGUGCACGGUGUGCGGCCAGGAGCCCGAGUGCCGGCUGCCGUGCCAGUGCCCCCCCGACCCGCCCCUCUGCGCCCCCGGGGUGCCCGCGGUGCUGGACGGCUGCGCCUGUUGCCUGGUCUGCGCCCGGCAGCGCGGGGAGAGCUGCUCGGGGCGUCUGCCCUGCCAGGAGAGCCGGGGCCUCUAUUGCGAUCGCAGUGCAGGGACGACGGCCGAUCUGGGCAUCUGCAUGGACCUUGAUGGAGACAACUGUGUGUUCGACGGAAUGAUUUACCGGACAGGUGAGACGUUCCAGCCAAGCUGUAAAUACCAUUGUACGUGCAGAGAUGGACAGAUAGGCUGCGUGCCACGCUGCAACCUGGACCUCCUGCUCCCAGGCCCGGAAUGCCCCUUCCCUAGGAAAAUCGAAAUCCCCACAGAGUGCUGUGAGCAGUGGGCUUGCGACACUAAAGAAGAUGUGGACUUGGGAGAUUUGGCGGUGCCAGCAUACAGGCCGGAAGCCACUCCGGGCAACAGUGGGUUUGAUUCGGGCACCAACUGCAUCGAGCAGACAACGGAGUGGAGUGCCUGCUCCACAACUUGCGGGAUGGGCGUCUCCACUCGUGUCACCAACAAAAACCCGGCGUGCGAGAUGGUAAAGCAGACCAGGCUCUGUGAGGUGCGGCCCUGUGAAAACAGCCUGCUUCCAGAUAAGAAGGGCAAGAAGUGCAUCCGAACCAGGAAGUCCCUAACAGCCGUUCGCCUGGAGUACAAGAACUGCACCAGCGUCCAGAUGUACAAGCCCCGUUACUGUGGGGUCUGCAAUGACGGGCGAUGUUGCACUCCUCACAGCACCAAAACCAUCCAUGUUGAGUUCCGUUGUCCCCACGGAGGCACCAUCAAGCAUCCCGUAAUGUCGAUCUCUACCUGUGUUUGUCACGGCAGCUGUUCUCAGAAUUAUAACUCUUUCUUCAGGCAGCUUCACUGAAGAGGGCCGAAUAAAAACAGGACUUGAAAAUUACUUUCGUGGGAGUGGCUGGGGAGAUAUUUAAAUAAAGAAACUUAAGUUUUAUAUAACGUAAGUGUUGGAGGGACACCCAAUGGGUAAUGUAUCUCCCGUUUCCUUGUAAUUAUCUAUUUUAUUUUAAUGGAGUGGUGAAGGCCCAGUUGUGCCUCUGGAAAUGACCCAGUUCAGAGUCUGUGGAGUUCCUUGAAAUCAUUUCUUAUGCAUGUAGAGGCAUCUUUCUGUGUAAAGUUAUUUUCCAUGGGUGGGAUCAUGAGGAGAACAUAGCCACUCAAUGAGGGUUUUGACGUCUAAGAAAUUCCUAGAAACUGCAGGUACUAAAUUUUCCUGCUCGUUCAUGCACUAGCUCGUCCCUAGCCAGAUUUCUACAUUCUUUUCCCCAGAACAAAUUAUUUUUUUAAUACCACAGGCAUGCUGUUUCUUUUUCUAAGGCCUUAUCGUUACCCCUCUUUAACUACAGAGAGAAGUUAUACAUAACCUGGGGGGUGGGGGGGAUGACAGGGCUGUCCUGUUGAGUUUUAUAUAAAGCCCAGUUAGGUAGUCUGCCUCAGGAUUUGGUUCUUCAUAGUAAGAACAUGAACGUAGCUCCCAGAAAGGGUGAAACUCAUAGUGUGUUGGUGCUAAGAACCCUUAACCACCCCCACCACCCCAAAUUUCCUUCUCUAGGCAGCAGCUGUUACCCA
This is a messenger RNA of Sphaerodactylus townsendi, 1801 nucleotides long. RefSeq names its product cellular communication network factor 3 (gene CCN3). Gene Ontology annotation, cellular component: extracellular region; extracellular matrix. Gene Ontology annotation, molecular function: heparin binding; integrin binding. The transcript has 5 exons. The record is from RefSeq and is a predicted model, not a curated record. Gene Ontology annotation, biological process: signal transduction; cell adhesion. NCBI's taxonomy places the organism in Eukaryota, Metazoa, Chordata, Lepidosauria, Squamata, Sphaerodactylidae. Bases 9 to 1082 code for a protein of 357 amino acids.